Molecule: messenger RNA, 5596 nt
Organism: Morone saxatilis (striped sea-bass)
Lineage: Eukaryota; Metazoa; Chordata; Actinopteri; Moronidae
Gene: c2cd5
Product: C2 calcium dependent domain containing 5
Exons: 31
Coding region: 338-3892 (1184 amino acids)
Biological process (GO): intracellular protein transmembrane transport; positive regulation of protein targeting to membrane; positive regulation of D-glucose transmembrane transport
Cellular component (GO): plasma membrane
Molecular function (GO): calcium-dependent phospholipid binding; calcium ion binding
Source: RefSeq, a predicted model, not a curated record
CACGCUUUAACGCUCUGAAUGCUGAGUACUCAUUCAUGGCUAACCCUUACGCGCUAACCAGCGACAUGUGUAAUGACUCGACAACUCGGUCCUAACGACGCCCGUACAGCCGCGUAUCUACCUACUUUAGCCGUAAUAUCGGCUGGUGAACAUAUUUCUAACUUGAACGGCACUUUCCUGUUUGGUGUACUGGGAACUAACGACUCGUGUUAUGGGAGAGACACGGAGGUCAGACGAGCGGUGGGCUGUCAACAGUAAUGACCGAGUUAAAAGAGCCUGCUGCCGCCUUGACAGCUGUCUUUUGAUAUUACAGCACUGAUCAACUUACAGUUGAAUCAUGCCUGGAAAACUAAAGGCCAAAAUUGUGGCAGGGCGCCACUUGCCUGUGAUGGACAGAGCCAGUGAUCUUACUGAUGCUUUUGUAGAGGUUAAGUUUGGAAACACAACUUUCAAAACCGAUGUCUGUCCCAAAUCCCUCAAUCCACAGUGGAACUCAGAGUGGUUCAAAUUUGAGGUUGAUGAUGAGGACUUGCAGGACGAGCCAUUGCAGGUCACAGUGUUGGACCACGACACUUACAGUGCUAAUGAUGCCAUAGGGAAAGUUUACAUUGACAUUGACCCGCUGCUGUGCAGUGAGGCUGCGUCUGUCAUCUCCGGCUGGUUUCCCAUCUAUGAUACCAUCCACGGUAUCCGAGGGGAGAUAAAUGUUCUCGUCAAAGUGGAGCUUUUUAAUGAUUUGAACCGCUUCAGACAAUCCUCCUGCGGGGUCAAGUUCUUCUGCACCACAUCCAUUCCACGGUGCUACCGGGCAGCGAUGGUGCACGGGUUUGUGGAGGAACUUGUGGUGAAUGAAGAUCCAGAGUACCAGUGGAUCGACCGUAUUCGAACUCCUCGGGCCUCCAAUGAAGCCCGUCAGAGGCUCAUAUCUCUUAUGUCUGGAGAGCUGCAGAGGAAAAUAGGGCUUAAGGUACUGGAGAUGGGCGGGAAUGCCGUGGUGGGCUACUUGCAGUGUUUUGACCUGGAGGGCGAGUCUGGCCUGGUGGUCCGGGCCAUAGGUACUGCCUGCACACUGGACAAACUCAGCUCUGGAAGCGCCCCCAACACCAACACACACAUGCACCCUAACACAGCUCCUGCUUCCAACGCCUGCAAUUCCCCUUCCAAGGAUGGAAAGGAGCCGGUAUUUGGUGAGGACCUGCUCUCGUCCUCUGGCCCGCCAACCCCUUUCAGAGCCCUUCCCACCUCCUCCUCCUCUCCUCCCCCCUUCUCUCCCUCCAAGCCAUGCAGCCGCCAGUCCUCAUCAUCAGACACAGACCUCAGUUUGACGCCCAAGACGGAGAAGGCCCAGCCAGUGAGACGCAGGCCUGGGAUCUUCCUCUGCCCCAGCUCCCCCACCCUCUCCACAGACACUCUGUCCCUUCCUGGUUCUGGCUCAGUGGGCUGUGGUCACGGCUCUGCCCCCAGAGCCACCACCCCGCCCCCUCUCUCCUCCAUCCGCUCAGACUCUGCCUUGCUGAGAAAGAGCGUGUCCUUCACCGAGGACCUGCUGCUGGCAGCCUCCGGAAUGGGCAGCGGGGGCAGUGCUGGAAAGGAGGCGGGGCCUCUGAAGACCCUGCUCAGACAACAGACGCAGACGGCUCUUGAGCAGAGGGAGUUCCCCUUCUUCACCUUGACGUCUUUCCCGCCUGGUUUUCUGGUUCACGUCGGUGGAGUGGUCAGCGCUCGCUCUGUCAAACUACUGGACCGUAUACACAACCCCGAUGAGCCAGAGACUCGCGAUGCCUGGUGGGAGGAGAUUCGCCAGGAGAUCAAAUCUCAUGCCAAAGCUCUAGGUUGCCAUGCUGUUGUGGGGUACAGCGAGAGCACUAGCAUCUGUGAGGAGGUGUGUAUCCUGUCAGCAUCAGGCACAGCAGCCAUCUUGAAUCCUCGGUAUAUGCGUGAAGGCUGCCUAGACAUGGGAAUCACCGACCACAGGUUUGAGGAGCCUUCUCACCCGAGCUGUGGCUUCUGUCACAUCCCGUACGACGAGCUCAACAUGCCCUUUCCCGCCCAGCUCACCUACUGUUACCACUGCAGACGACAAAAGGUUCCUGAUGUGCUGUUCACAACAAUCGACCUGCCACCCGAAGCUGCUGUCACAGGGAAGGGCUGCCUAAUCCAGGCCAGACUGUGUCGUCUAAAGAAGAAGGCCCAGGGUGAAGUGAACGCGACCGCCAUCUCCAACCUGCUGCCCUUCAUGGAGUAUGAGCUGCACACCCAGCUGAUGAACAAACUGAAGCUGCGGAGCAUGAACGCUCUGUUUGGUUUACACAUACAGAUCAGUGUCGGAGAGAACAUGCUUCUGGGUCUGGCUUCGGCUACAGGAGUGUACCUGACAGCCCUGCCGGCACCAGGGGGCAUCCAGAUUGCGGGGAAGACUCCAGGUGACCUGAGCAAUGAGCAGCACAUCCUGACCAUCCAGAAAAGGAUUAAUGACACCAUAGCCAAGAACAAAGAGCUCUAUCAAAUAAACCCUCCGAAAUUAUUUGCCCUGGACCCUGAGGUGUUCUGCGGCAUAAACAUGGAGCUGACAGAGGAAGUGGUGGGUUCUCCGAUUCCGGACCCGAGGCAACGAUCCAGACUCUUCCGCUCCCACUCAGAAAGCUCAGACGAAGUGUCAGAACUCGACCUCUCGCAUGGAAAGAAGGAUGCCUUCGUCCUGGAGAUUGAUGACACGGAUGCUGUGGAGGACAUCCACUCCCUCCUCACUGAUGCCCCUACCCCUACAGGUUUCUACAGCUGCAACACUGAGAUCAUGCCUGGGAUUUACAACUGGACUUCUGGGGUUCAGAUGUUUACAUCAGUGAGAGUCCUUAGGUUAAGUAAUGCCAAUCUUACUAACCAAGGCCUGAACAAGAUCUUCACUGACCUAUGUGAGAAUCUGCUGAAGAGUUUUUACUUCAAGCUGCGCUCUAUGAUCCCCUGCUGUCUUUGUCGUCUCAACUUCACCGUAGCAGUGCCAGAAGAAGAACUCAUACAGGUCGCUGUGACAGCGGUUGCCAUGACGUUUGACAAAGACCAGACUCAGGAGAAGCCAGCAGAAAAGCCCAUCACCAAAGGAUGCAGUGAGACUGAAGAUCAGCUGCAGUUUCCCUUGGAGUUGUGCGCAGACGCGUCAUCUGCCAACAAUCAGCCAUCAUCCAAAAUCUCAGGUACAGUCUCUUUACUCACCCCAGCUGCAAAACUCUGCCAUAAUCAGCUGGUUAUGGUCCGUUCAGCAGGUGUCCCAGAGACUACCAACGUCUCAUCUAGAGCUGCCUCCGUUGAUUACGGUUCCUUUGCAGACAGAUGCAGCACCUGGCUAGAGCUGCUUAGGCUGAAAGCUCACACCAUAAGACGAGGAUCAGUUAAGACAAGUAGGAGGACACAGUCUCUAGCACACUCUGUCUCAUCUUUGGACCGCUCCAGUCCACUGCCGGAGGGACGUUCCCGCUCGCUGCGAUCCAACCGCUCGUUUGCGGGCGGUUCAGUCACCGUGGUCAAGAUGACGCCGCUCUCCUUCCUCCCUGGGACACGCAUCAUUAAAUACCUUGGGAUCAUCAACAUGUUUUUCAUCAGAGAGACCUCAUCGUUACGGGAGGAAGGCGGCGUCAGCGGCUUCCUCCAUACAUUCAUUGCAGAGGUGUUUGCGAUGGUUCGAGCCCAUGUAGCAGCCCUGGGGGGCAAUGCAGUUGUGUCCUACAGCAUGAAAGAGUGUGUGUUUAUGGAAAAUCCAAACAAGAACCAGGCUCAGUGUCUCAUCAAUGUGAGCGGUGAUGCCGUCAUCUGUGUCAGGGAAACGGACCAGGAGCCCAUUCCCUCAAUGACAAAUAUCGGACAGACCUGCACUAGCGGAACAGAUGGGGCUACAUGACAGUGAAACAAAGAGCCUCACUUUGUCUGCAGGACUCUGAGUCUAGCCAUUCAAAUAUGAGUCAUUUAUUGUCUGCCUUAAAACUCUGUAAAAGAUCCAAAGGGUUGGACACAGGUAAUAAAGAACAAAAAGUACUCCCAUACACUCAUAAACAUGCAGUCUGUAUUAAUAUAAGAGUGCAGACUGUUUCCUUGUGUUUUUCUAUGUUCAACGAGAGUGCAGGAGGUACUGAUGCAGCUCUUUUGGGAAUUAGGUCAUCUGAGUGGGUUUUAAAAAAGUUUUGGUUAAAACAUCAACAGCCAAAGGACUUCUCUGAAUCUAACUUUUGUCUCUGUAUUACAACCGUCCAUUGUGGGGUCACUCAAAGAUGCAGUACGUUGGCCAUCCCGUUGUGUGUGGGUGUGGGCACAAGUGACGUUUGAGGCAGCUAUGACUAAUUUGUCCAUCCACAGCUCACAGGCGGAGUCAUUAAAGGGCCAUGCCAAAAGGGACUGACACAGUUGUAUGCCAUCGACUCAUUUCAAUGCAGUCAGAUUCUCACUCUGUGAUAGAAGGCCCAUCUGCUCAUUUCAAAGUAACCACAUAAUAAAAACUGUGUCAGGCAAAGGCAAAGUAUUUAAUUGUCAACAAGGCUGGUACUCCACCCAGGAAUGGAAAAUGUUGAUGCUAGAACCCAAACAACCCAGACACAUCUGUGAUGCCAUUUUGUUAUAAUUAUCUACUAGUUAACUGGUGUCCUGUUUUUAAUGUUUAAAUAAGAUUUUGUAUUGAUUUGAUUGGUAAUCUUCCUACUGUCACAGUAUUGCUCUCAAGCAGUAUCGUAAAGAUAAUCAAAUUCCUUUAGAAAUUGUCAAAUAAUGUCAGUCUUGUUCUGUCAUGCAUCAGUUGGGGAGGAUUUCAGGCAAUGAACAUUUUUUUUUUUUAUAGGGCAAUAAUUUUCCUUUUAGAACAACCAUUGACGUUGUGUUCCAAUGAUUAUUUUAUAAAUUAAAAAUGAUCAGGAUUUUUAUUUCUUGAAAUGGUAAAAUGGCAUAAUGUGUGUGUGCAUUGUAUUCACAUGUACAUCUGGAGUGAGAGGGCAAAUGGUGAUGGGUAUAAUGGUCAGAUGGAUAUAAAUGAAACAGACUUGCAGUCUUAGUCAUAUAAUGUGGACUUAAGGGAAGCCAAGGAUAUUUCAUAGGAUAAAGUCUUUGAGAUCGCUUUGACUGAAUUAAACCUUUUAGCUGUGUGAAGUAACUUUUGCUUCACUUGCAGCUCUAGGGUGAUUUGUCAUUGUCAGAUUCAUCACUGUUGCUUUGGAGCUCAUGUUCUGAGUAAUAGUCCUGCUACUGAUCUGUCUUUUUUUCGACGUUCAAUGUCCAAUGCUGGAAAAAGCAUCUUCUGGUUUAGGUGCCACCUGAAAAUAAACUGUGUAAAUGUUCUCUAAAAAAAAGAUUUUAGUAUUUUUGUAACAUAGACUUUAUGAAACUUAACUGCUUGUUAUUGCCUGUGCAAUCAAUCCCUGAUGUUUUGACUCACCCUGUCAGAGAAUUAGUGAUACUCUAAUCUGUUUGUGAUCAGUUUCCUAUAUUUGUGUCUAAAAACUUGAAUGUACAUACUUAGAUACAUUCGCUUUCUGACUAGCAGCAUGCAGACCCACUUUUUAUUGCCAUGAAUCUGUAUGCUUGCCUGGUAAGUCUUGCACAAUAAACUCAAAGAAAGAUG